Messenger RNA from Engraulis encrasicolus (European anchovy), 10686 nucleotides. RefSeq names its product helicase with zinc finger 2a (gene helz2a). The record is from RefSeq and is a predicted model, not a curated record. The coding region runs from base 161 to 8875 and encodes 2904 amino acids. Lineage: Eukaryota; Metazoa; Chordata; Actinopteri; Clupeiformes; Engraulidae. Gene Ontology annotation, molecular function: RNA binding; ATP hydrolysis activity; RNA nuclease activity. The transcript is spliced from 20 exons.
CGUUACCAAGGAAGUCAUCUGAUCAGAGCCCUUUAAAUUCUUGUCAAACGUGUGUUGACGACCACAAUGCACAGUAGGCUAAUUCGAGACCCAGCGACAUCAACUCAUUUUCAUCUGAGGUUAACGCGUUUUCCCAAAGGGGACCCAAUGCUGUAACAGAAUGGCAGCACCAGGAGGGCCAUCCAGGCCCGUUGACCUGUCGUCCCUUCUCAGAACUCACGAACUGCAUGUGGCCUGUAAGUCGUGCUGCCGGCAAAAAGCCGAGAUCACGUUCUGUCUUGCUGCAAACCCACACCAGUGCCGGAGAAACAUCUUGCUGGUGAGGACAAUAGGUCAAGACAGAUGGAGGCCGGUUAACCCACUGCCUGGCUUCCUUCCAAGGCCAGUGAAAUAUGUGCAGUGCUGGAAUUUCGUGGAAGGAUCUGGUUGCAGGUCCCAUGGUAGACACUGUUCGUUUGCAAGGAGCUCUGAGGAAGCGGCGGUGUGGAACUUCUUAAAAUACUGGACAAUAGAGCUCAGUGAGCUCAUCAAAAGGCUAGAUGGGGUGCCAAAGCAUUCGCCCAAGCCUGAAGAUUGCGCUGGAGGCACAGACACAAUCUUGAGGCAGUAUCCUGGUUAUUUCUUGGAACUGUGCGAGACCUGCCUCCAUAACACACCCCAAAGAAUAUCCGAGUGUCAAUAUGGCAAUUCAUCCAAGCAAACGCCAUGUUGCACCUCUGAGCAUCCCUGGAAACCCAUCCUGGUGUUCUCUCAGAGGAGUCAGGAAAAGAAUGUGGAAUUCCACGAGAUCAGGCCGCGGCCCAACAAACCCUACUCACAGUGGCACUACUGCAAGUACGUGAUGGGGGGGCAAACCUGCUGGCACGGGCGCCGCCGCUGCUGGUUCGCUCACAGCGCUGUGGAAAUGGCCGUCUGGACAGAGGAAAGCAAGGGCCAGGAUCGCUCCAGACUUCUGACAAGAAAAGAUACACAGGCGUCGCAGCGACCACGGGCGAACUCCAUGCCACCGGGGUCAGAGAAGUCAGGGAAGCAUGAGGUACACUACUGCAAGGUGUGUCGCCACAAGUUUCGUUCCGAGGAAGAGUACAUGAACCACUGCUUCACCAGUGAACACAGGAGACACAUAUUUGAGGACGAGUUAAUGGAGCCAAAAUACAGAGACCCACCCGAGACAUACCAUUCCUUCCAAAUGUGUCCAAGAGCUGGCACGUGCGAGCACGGAGACCGCUGCAUGCAGGCCCAUUCGGCGGAGGAGCUGCAGGAGUGGCGGAGGAGAGCCAAGGCGUCCAGGAGGAAGGCCAAGGUGGCCGAGGAGCAGGAGCUGCUGUCCUACCAGGACCGCCUGCUGGAGGAGUACAGGAGCAGCUCCCAACCCCAUCACAUCAUAUCUGAGAAAUUCUCUGGUGCUACAGUUACCUGUGAUAGCGACCUGUACACAUGUGUGAAAGAGAAUGUUCCCUUGACGUGGACAUUUACUGUUAUUUCUGAGAGAGCUUUAGCUGUGACUGCACUGCUUAAACAGGAGCCUGGUUGUUCAUUCACAUUAGGUGAAGACAGCAAGGAAAAUCUCACCUACUCCAGGGGUGAGUGGUACCUCAGUCAUGGCGAUCACAACAACAACCCAACAUAUGAAAUGAAGGUGUCCUUCGUAUCCCUCCACCCUGGCGUGUUUGAACAGUGGCUAGUGUUUGACUUUGACACUCGGCCAGUUCUCCUGUGCAAACUCCAGGUCAGAGUUGGCCUACCGGAGAUCUGUGACGUACAUCAAGUCAGAGUUGGCGUGGAACCAUCCCCCAGACCCCUACCAGAUAUCUGUGACGAACACCCAGCCUCAACAAGGUUCUUGCCUCCAGAUCGGGUGGAACCGAGACUUUGGAACCGAGGUGACAGGGUCAUCGUCCCAUGCUUGGACCGCACUGAAGCAGAAGAAAUACUUCUGAGCGAGUUUAGGCGCCCUGAAAUAAACCGCCAUUAUGAUCAGCUGUUUGAUGACCUGGAUCCCAUUACCAGUGCAAACUACAGGGACCAAAUGCACAACUUCCUUUACCAAGAGGAACUUGCUGAAGAAGACAUAGUUUGCAGGCUUAAUGUUCGCGGAGCCAUAAAAUUCUCCAAAACUUUGUGUGACAAGACAUUUGGCCUAAAAAUAGCUCGAGACGGGGAACUUUUUGGUGCCCUGGAGACCUCUCAUGCACUGACUCCAGACACUCCAGAGGGUGUGAUGCUGAGGAGACGGGUGGAGUCUGUGCUUGUUGGGGAGAUGACCAGCACCGGCGACCAGAGGCGAGCGGUGUACGAAGCUCGCAUCCUUCCAGACACAGCCAGUGAGAAAAGCAUACACCUGCAGCUGUCAAGCCGGUGCUGCGCCGACCUCGGCCUUGUCAAUGAUCAGACGCGCGAGAUGGAGGUGCAGUUCCAGCUGAAUCGCCUCUGGUUCUGUGAGAUGCACAAGGCCGUCAAUCUUCUCCCAGACUUCCAUCACGUACUGCCAGAUUUUAGAUCCACGUGUGUUCCAGUGUAUUCAAACAAACUCCCCAGUGAAAAGCGCCAGCAGUACCUGAAGGACCUCAAUGAGAAGCAACAAGCAGCAAUGGCCAUCAUCCUUGGACGCACUGAGGGCAGCAAUACCAGUGUGGCGCCACUCUUGAUAUAUGGGCCCUUUGGAACCGGAAAAACACGAACUCUUGCUGCCGCAGCUGUAGAGCUAAUGAAGGAAGACCGCAACAGAGUCUUAAUCUGCACACACACAAACAGCUCUGCUGAUCUCUAUGUGAAGGAUCAUUUCCACAAAUACAGAUCGUCUGGAGACCUUAACGUCAAGCCCCUCAGAAUAAAAGCACAGGAAGCAUCUCCGUGGAGCACCGAUCCCAUAACAAAGGCCUACUGCCUGCUAACAGACGACCUGCAUUCCUUCAUACUCCCCAGCAGAGAAACAGUGGAUGGCACAAGAAUCCUCAUCACGACCACUGGUGUGGCUCGCCUUCUCAAGGACCUGAACCUCCCAGAAGACUACUUCAGCCACAUCAUGAUAGACGAGGCCUCCCAGAUGCUGGAGUGCGAGGCGCUGAUGGCGGUUGGGCUGGCAGGUCCUGCCACGCGAGUAGUCCUGGCUGGAGAUCACAUGCAGAUGGGGCCCAAGCUGUUCUCCGUGGAUGACGACAAGCGCUCAGACCACACCCUGCUCAACCGUCUCUUUCAUGCCUACCAGUCGGAAAAGAGCGGCAAGGCUGGGCAAAGCAAGAUCAUUUUUAACGAGAAUUACCGCUCCACCAAAGAGAUUGUGGACUUUGUGUCUUCUUGCUUCUACGUAAAAGGGGAAACGGUCAUCAAGGCCAGAGGAAAUGUUGCCGCUCAUCCUAAACAGUACCCCUUGAUGUUCAGUCAUGUUCGUGGCGAGUGUCAUCUAGACACAACAACCAUGUCUUGGUACAACCCUGAACAGGUUUCAAAUGUGGUUGAGAUUGUUCUUGAGCUUCUCUGUAACUGGCCUGAGGAGUGGAAAGUUGGAGUGGAUGUUUCUGACAUCGGCAAUUCCUCUCAAGACACUCAACACUUUGCCUCCGACAUCUGCAUUCUCUCUCAAGGCACUCAGGUGCGCCACCUCAGGUCAGCUUUGAGAAAUGUAAACUUGCGCAGUGUCACAGUGGAGAAUGCAGAGAACGUUCAAGGUAAACAAUAUCGAGUGAUCAUCCUUGUUACAGUCCACACCAAAGAUACUAUGAAACCUUUCACGUCUAACUGCCUGGAGUUCUUCAAUGAUGCCCGUGUCCUGAAUACGGCCAUGACCAGAGCCCAGUCUCAGGUGAUAGUAGUAGGAGACGCUGCAGCUCUCUGCUACUUCGGGAAAUGCUCCAGAACAUGGAGGUGUUAUGUAGAACACUGCAUCGAGAAGCAGGGUGCCCGACCCGAGUAUCUGACCCAGUCUUUUCUGAAGGACGAGAUCAGGGAGAUCUCGAGAUUUGUCCGGGCACAGGAAGAGGAUAGCAGCGAUACUGAUUCGACAAUAUCAGAUACACCUGACGUUAUUGACUUUAUUCUUCAAGAACUCCUUGACGAAAGUAAAGACGUGAAAGUGAACGUAACGGAGGAAGGCUUGGUGGAUAUAAUCAGAAAUGACCAUAUUGACCAGACGUCUGAUGAAAGUGAGGAGAAGCACCACGUGGUCCAACAGGAACCUGCAUUCCUCCAGCCGAACGAUGAAGAGAACAAGAUUCCAACCGGACAUGACUACAAACGCUGCAAGAUUGUGAUGGACAGAUACGACUCUGGCCAUGCCAUACCACUGGAUGAACCAACUUCAAGGAUCAAAAUCAGCGGACGGGAAAAUAUUCGCGGUUGUUUUCAUGGUGAUGAGGUGCUCGUGGAGGUGAAUGAAGAAAGCUCAGCCGUUGUUGGAAGAGUACAUGCAGUGGUGGGAUCUUCUUUUUCCAACAGGAAGUAUGUGUGCACUAUCGAAAAAACUGAUUACCAAGUGAUGACCCCAAUAAAUAAGUGUGUCUCCAAAAUAUACACUCCAUUUUGGAAAGACAAACAAAAUUAUAUCGCGAUACGAGACCCAGACAGAGGGGUGAAUUUUCUGAAAAUUAAUGAGGAAUCAAAGAGAAAUUACCUUUUUGUUGUACAAGUACUGCAGUGGCGAAAGGAUUGUUUCUAUCCUCUAGGCAUCGUUGUGAAAGUCAUCCCAAGAGUGACAUCAUUGGAGGCUGGCCUUGAAGUACUAGACCUGGAAUAUCAGCUGUCAGAUCAGAGUCCUUCACUUGAUGACAAUGAAAUGCAAGCACUUCAGGAGCGGCUCUCCCAAGAUGGUCGCAAGGAUUUCCGCAACAUCAUAACAUUUACCAUAGAUCCUGCACACUCACAAGACCUUGAUGAUGCCAUUAGUGUUAGAGAUCUAGGGCAAGAUUACGAAAUAGGGAUUCACAUAGCAGAUGUUGCUCACUUUGUGGUCAAAGACAGCAGAUUGGAUGACUAUGCUAAGCAGCAAGGAACCACGUUCUACCGACCUGCUCCUGGUACCACACCAGCGUACAUAUUUCCAAAAGAGCUGAGUGAAGAAUUUUUCAGCCUGCUUCCUGGAAGUGAUCGACAUGCUGUGUCACUCAUGGUAGUCGUUGAUAAGAUGUCAUACCGCAUAAAGUCAUCCACUUUUCACCUUUCAGUGAUUUCCUCAGACAGAAAAUUGUCCUAUGAAGAAGCAGAGGAAAUCCUUCAUAAUUCAGGGACCAAUGGCGCAAGGCGAGACAUGUGCUCUGACACCUUGGAAGGCUGCCUGAUUAUUGCAUCCCGCUUCACAGAGGCUCACCGCAAGGACCGAAAAGUGGAUGACUGGUGCUACAAGUCCCCAGAUGAGGACUCAAUAGUUGGCAGCCGUCUUUCUCACAGAGUGGUGGAGGAGCUUAUGGUUCUCUUCAACCACAGUGUUGCCCAGAUACUGCUGAACAAUGAGACGUCUAAGUCCUGUACGCCACUGAGGUGCCAAGAAGGGCCAAAAGCAGAUGACCUUCAGCAGUUACGGGCCCAAUGCAGCUCAUGGAUCCCUCUCUCCAUUCAUCUGUCUCACCUCCUCAGAAAUGAGGCUGAUAUAGUGACCCUCCCUGAAGCUAACAGAAAUGCAGUGAACAUGAUGCAACAAGAACAUGAAGGCACCUUUUCGGUACUUACAUCACUUCUUGAGAAUAUUCAAACAGCAGCCAAGGAGAGAGACAUCAACAGAAUUGUUGAUCUGAUCACAACCGAUGAUGUACACCCACAGUUGUUGCCCAUUAUCCGUGCUUUUCGGAAGCUUGUUCAGAGGAGCUAUGUCCUGCGUUCCAACUCAUCUCACUCCUCAAGGGUAGGGCACUUUGACCUUGACCUAGACUGCUACAGCUGGGCAUCGUCACCAAUCCGCCGCUAUGUGGACGUCAUCGCUCAAAGGGUUCUCCAUUCUGUUCUCGAAAACAAAAAGAUCCCUUACACACCUAUUGAAAUUGACCAGGCAUGCGUGAUCUUCACUCUUAACAAUUACAAGCAGUCCAAGUACGACAGAGACUCCCACAGCCUUCACUUUGCUUCUGAAUUACAAUCAAAGGGCGCAAGAAAGAUCGCCUUUGUCACUGAUAUCCCUCGCAACAGCAGCAGUUUCCGGAUAUCAUUCCCAUUGCUGCGACAGUCGAUGUAUAACGAUGUACCCAUCAUGUACAGAGACCUUCAGUUAGCAGACCAACCAGAUGUGCACACAGGCUCUUUGGUUCUCAAAUGGAGUCGAAGGGUUUACUCUUUUACCCGUGACGACAUUCACUCUGAACUGGAACAACAAGCUCCAGAUGUUCUGACUACGCAGGUGUCAGGACAGGGAUGGCAGGAGUUGUUGUCUUGCAUCCGGACAGAGAACUGGCAGGAUUUACUUGAGUAUCUCCCACAAAUCACCGCCGAAGUACAGAUUGGUGGAACGUUUGGCUCCACAGACCUAGCUGGAGACAUGGCAAAGUACAGUAAACCAGAAGAAAUUCAGAAACAUUUUGUCGAUUUGGCACUGCAUCUCAAGCCCGGUGACACGAUUGAAGUGCAACUUGGGACAGACACCGUGAGGGGUCUACUGGUUCCAGCCGUGCAGCUCUUGGUUGUGAAUAGUGGUCUUGAGAUUUGCCUGGAGCACGGAAAAGACCCAAUUGAAUGUUUCUCCAAAUAUGCUCUCCGUGCCUCCAAGAAUGCGUACCCCACAUACAAUGACUACCAAAAAAUAUGGGGGCCUCUGUGCGAAAUGGAAUCUGCAUGCAGUGCAGUUGCAGAAAACGAAAGCAUUGUCUUGGAAGAUGUGGAGCUUACAUGGAAACGUGCUCAACGAGAUCAGGACCUGACUGGAUUAUUUAAAAUACCGGAUGAGAAGAGGAAGCAGUGGUGUCUGGACUGUGACUUCAGCAAUUGUUUCCUGUGCAUCAGAAUGAGACGAAAUGAGAAUGAUUUCCUACCAGAGAUAAGGAAUGAGCUGACUGGAUGUAAAUAUCGAGACCUCACAAGUAUGACCAAUGUCAUCUGGGUUGCCCAUGGUGUAACAACGUCCGUCAAAGAGUAUGAUGAUGAUGACAAGACCAAGGAGGUCAGAUUCCGCAUUAAUCACUUGACUUCGACCAACAGACCAAAUCGAAUCUUUGCAGAGAACACAAGAUUCACUGUUGAACUGAUUCCUAAACUCCUCCCAGAUGUGAGAAAGGAGAGUGCUGUGGAAAAGCUUACCAAGGCAAACAAUUUGGUGAAGAGUAUUGCCAUUAAUAGAGGCUUACAUUUUGAUAACAUCAAGACCAUCGGAGGACUAAAUGGGACUUAUGUUAUGGAGAACCACCACGCCCUUGGAUUUCCACCUUUGAACAGAAGUCAGACAAGAGCCAUAAGGGAAACCUUGAGGAACGGCUUUACACUUAUACAAGGCCCUCCAGGAACUGGAAAAACUGUUGUGGGAGUCCACGUUGUUUAUUGGUUCUUUAAACACAGUCAGAAAACAGCACCAAUGAAGCAGAAAACGGAAAGUGACGAGCCAUCGAAGAAGAAAUGUAUUCUGUACUGUGGCCCUUCCAAUAAAUCUGUUGAUGUUGUUGCAGGUCAGCUGGUGAAACUGACUGCUGUGCUCAAACCGCUGAGAGUCUACAGUGAACAGAUGGAGAUGCUGGAGUACCCAUAUCCUGGAAGCCUUCUAAAGCUCUCGCGCCACUCACAGAGAGAGGGGAAACCCAACGCUGAGCUCAGGUCCAUAACUUUGCAUCAUGUGAUGCGAGGGCCACACAAUCCACACUCGGCGAAGAUACGAGCCUUUGACCUCCGAAUAAAGCAAAAAGACACCCUUGCUGAAGAGGAAAUUGAGCUCUACAAAAAGACUCUGCAAAAGGCUCGCAAGUAUGAGCUGGAAAGGCAUGACGUCAUCCUGUGUACCUGCACCGCGGCAUCGCACCCAAACUUUAAGGUACUCGAUCCCCAGCAGAUCAUCAUCGACGAGUGCGCCAUGGCAACAGAGCCCGAGGCCUUGAUACCGUUGGUCGCUAACCAGCCCGAGCAGAUCGUCCUAAUUGGUGACCACAAGCAGCUAAAGCCAGUGGUCAAGUCUGAUGUUGUGGAGAGGUUAGGGAUGAGCAAAUCCAUCUUUGAGCGCUACAGGGAGAGAGCCCUGAUGCUUGAUAUGCAGUACAGGAUGCAUGAGGACAUCUGUGAGUUUCCCUCUAAAGAGUUUUAUGACGGCAACCUGAAGACGGGACCACGGCCCAAUGCAAGACCAAGUGUUCUGAUGAAGGACCCACAGCAUGUAACCUCCAUCAUAUUUGGACAUGUAGAAGGGAAGGAGGCUGGCCUGAUGGUAUCCACUGAGAGGGGGAAUGAAAAUUCAAUGGCAAACCUUCAGGAGGCUGAGCAAGUGGUCCACAUUGCAUCGAUGCUUGUACAGCGGUCCGGAAUAGAUCCAGGGCACAUAGCCAUCCUCACACCUUACAACGCACAGGUGGCCAAAAUCACUGAGUUGCUGCGGGGUAAAGGCAUCCCCAAUAUCACCAAUAUCACCGUCAGCACCAUCAUGAAGAGUCAAGGAAGUGAGUGGAGGUAUGUUCUCCUGUCCACGGUGCGAUCGUGUCCGGCUGCCGAGCUGGACACCAAGCCAACCAAGUCGUGGAUGAUGAAGAGGCUGGGCUUUGUAAUGGACCCCAACCAGAUUAAUGUGGGAAUCACCCGUGCCCAAGAGGGCCUCUGCAUCAUCGGAAACCAGUACCUACUGCGGUGCAGUCACCUGUGGAGGAGGCUGCUGGCUCACUACCAGGACAAGGGCUGUGUGGUGGACGCAAGGAACAUCCACGUACAGAGGCCGCAACCAGGGGCAAGCCAGAACAGAGGCGCCAGGAGCCUCCUCAGACACUGAGGGCAAGCCAGAACAGAGGCGCCAGGAGCCUCCUCAGACACUGAGUCUGUGGAGGAGUGCAGUGUACCCAUACCAUGCUCCGGCUGUACGCCUACAGGGACCCAGGUUCGAGUUCAGCCUGAGUCAUUUCCCAACCCUACCCCAUCUCUCUCUCUCUCAUACCUUAUACUGUCCUAUCUGAUAAAGGCUUUGGAAAGUCUAAAAGGGAGGUGUGUGUGUGUGUGUGUGUGUGUGUGUGUGUGUGUGUGUGUGUGUGUGUGUGUGUGUGUGUGUAUGUGGGAGGGGGGGUCCAGGUUCAAGGCUAACCUGGAUAAUCUCUCUCUCUCUCUCUCUCUCUCUCUCUCUCUCUCUCUCUCUCUCUCUCUCUCUCUCUCUCUCUCUCCCUCCAUCCAUCCAUUACUUUCCUGUCAAAAAGCCCCCCAAAAAAGACAAAAAACAACAAACAAAGAACAGAAAAAAGAAAGGAAAAAAGCCCAAUAACUGGCUCUCAUGCCAGCUCUGUCCUAAUGGUUGGGAACUUUAAACUGAGAGUUCACAGGUUCGGACCUCAUACAGGUAGAAUCAAUGUGAGUGGUCUUUCCUGUACCCUAAUCUACGACUGAAAUAAUCUUGAGCAAAGAGCUUUGCUCCAAGGGAUUGUACUGUGUACCUGAAACUGUUAAUUGCUUGGGAAGAAAGCAAAGUGUAAUGUUAUUCUUUCUCUCACAAUUUUAAAUGAGGUAUAAUCAUGUGGACCAUUCAUUUAUUUUAUUGGGUAUUUGAUCAUGUUAAGUAACUAGAGUUUGUUCAAGAUGUACAGGAUGGAUAAUAUUUUUUAUAUCUUUUACUUUGUAUUAUUUCUUAUCAAUUUUGUAUUUGCAAUGUCUUUAUUAGUCUGAAUGCUUGUUUUGUGUUGUGUUCUUCAAGAAACUGAUAUUUCUGAAACUUUGCACUUUACCUGUAAUACCAGUGUCCAGAAACCUUGAGCUUUAGAGGAAGCACUUUACUUAAUGUCAUAAUGGCAUCUGUGUUCCAUUUUUGCCCCACCAGUCCCUGUCAGCAUUCCAGCCUAUUUCUCCAUGAAAUGUCUUAUAACUGACGCCGUUUUCCUCUGCGCCAUAACUUCAGUUGACAUAGUUUGGUGUGAUGGCCCUAUGUCUGAUAUCAGGGUUUUUUUUAAAGUGUGGUCCCCAGACCACCCCCACCAUCAUCAUCAUUAUUGGUUGUCAUGUCUUUUCUUAAGGUAUUUAUGCUAUGCACUGUUUAAAGUACAUGUUUAUCCUCUUCAUGCAACUCCAAUUGUUGUAGGUCUGUGACACUGUACUGAUUCAUGACUUCAAUUCAAUUCUGUAUGAAAUAGGUAUGAUGGUAUGGUAAGACCAGUAUACAAUUCUUCUGGUUUAAGGUUGCGAACUGUCAUUCAGUCUGAGAAUACAUUUAUCAGAAUUGCCAUGACCUCCCCUCUCGUAUGUGUGGAACCCUGAUCCACAAAAGAUUUUUCCAUCACUGCAUCCAGCUUCAAUUUGCUAGAUGGCUGAAGUCAUCUGUCUAUUUUGUCUUAUAUCUGUUAUAUCUGUUUAGUCAUCUGUUUAUAUUGACUUGGUGUAUUAUUGAUAUGCAUCAUAUACAGUACAGCCUGUAUCAUACAGGGCUCUAAAUUAGUAUGUCAUCACCAGCCAAAAUGGCUUGUAGAUAUUAAUCUUACUAGUCAAACCCACUCUCACAAAUGGGUCAAAGUGCCUAGUAACGUGGUCUUUUCUACCAGCCAAAAUGAAAUUUCAGCAGCAUUUGGCUGAUUGACUGGCGUUAGUUUAGAGCCCUGAUCACAUACG